Molecule: messenger RNA, 963 nt
Organism: Solanum pennellii
Lineage: Eukaryota; Viridiplantae; Streptophyta; Magnoliopsida; Solanales; Solanaceae
Exons: 5
Coding region: 181-651 (156 amino acids)
Source: RefSeq, a predicted model, not a curated record
AGGGCAAUUUUAACCCUUUUAGUAGAUACAAAGAACAGAAGAGCAGAAUAGAGUGCUCUCUGCUUCGUCUACAGUGUUCCUCCUUUCAGUUUUGCACUUUUAGCUGAGGAAUUUGGCAGCCGGCUCAAUUAUCAUAAUAAUCCCAAGGAGACCAAGAACUUCUUCUCAAUUUGAGACACAAUGGAAAAUUUUGAUCAUCGAUUUCAACGUACUGAUCAGUGGAAGCCUGUCUAUUCCUGGUUAGAGACUCUAGACACAGACGAGGUGGUUAAAUCAAAAGAAAUUAUAGACUGGCUUACUGAGAAUUCUGAUGUGAGAGAACAAUUAAAUUCAAGGCAUUCACGUUACCAUUUGAUGCAUUACAUAAAAAAAUGCCACAUGAAAAUUCUGAAGAGAAAGGAGAAGAAGAAGGGACCAGGAUUCACCAAAAACGUGUCUGUGUCAGAAGUCAAGAAAAGUGAAGAUGUGAAGAAACUUGUUCCAGUUCAAAAUACAGACUAUAAUUUCAGCAACGCCGUACCUAAGGACACUGAUCUCUAUAAAGCAAAACAAACAGAAGCUUUGCAGAAAUAUGAGAUUCUUGUGGAGUUGGAGAAACAACUUUCGAUGCACUUCCCAAAGCCUGGAAACGUUGGCAAUAAAGAAAACUGAUUGCAAGCUGAUUUUGCACAUCGAUUAAAAUGCAGAAUGGCACAGUUUUGCAAUGUAAUGACUAUAAUUUCACUUCCAGUUUUGCUGGUUCGAAUGCUUUGUUUCAUCGAUGCUGCAAAAUUUCAAUCAUGGCCUAUAGAAACUAGUUUUAGAAACUAAUAUGUCCCUGUCCUUGUGAGAAAUAUCCUUGAUUCUAUGGUAAUGUAAGAAGUAUGGAAUAUUAUGUUAGCAAUUAGUUCAUUUGCCAAUACAAGUUUUGCUAAUUAUGAAUAUCUCAAAAAUAUUUGAAUGAAAGGUCUCUAUCAUUCAGUA